UAUUCAUCUUUCUGAACCACACCCACUGCUUCAUCUUCCCCAAUUUCACAAUUUUAGAAAGAGAGAGAGAGAAGAAGAAGAAGAAAUGGAUGAAGACGGAGUUUCAGAAAAAUGGUACCAAGGGCUAAGACGCUACUGGAAAAGAAAAAACUACAAGAAGCUUAAUGGGUCGUCGCGACGCCGGAGGAGGCUAGCCCAGGUCGAGCUUGGGUCCACCCGGAACACCCGGCGGCGCUUCUGGCGAAUCAAGAUCUCACCCAAGUUCCGAUUCUUACGAAAAAUUCCAUCGCCGAAGAAACUACUCCUCCGUCUCCGUGAUGCCUAUGUCAACAUGAUGCUCGGAUUCGCCAAUUCCCGGGUUUUCAACACCAGCUACGGCGGAGGCGCCGCAGUGUGCGACGGCAUUCCUGGUUUCGGACAACGGCUGGCGAAGGAAUACGACGAGAAGAUGAUCCUCGAGAUCUAUAAAUCUGUUGUGGCGGAGCAGCGGGAGAUGAUCCACCGCCCUGUCGCUGCCGGAUCGGCGCCGGAAACCGCUCAAUUUAGGUGAAAAAGUUGUGUCCUGUUCGGGAAGGUUUUUUUGGGUGUUUUUUUUUCUUUCAAUUUUAGUGCUUCUUAUUUAAUAAUAAAUAACAAUAAUAUAUAUUUCAACGAUAUUAUUUUUCAAAAAGCUUAAAAAUAGUUGAAUUGACUAUGAACUUAGAAAUUUGAUUAGAUUACUAAUGAAUAAAGCAAAUUCGAAAUCGAACAAAUUCAAACAAUCAAUAACAUAGAUGAUAUUGUAAAAAAGAGUUGAAAUGCAACGAAAUUCAAGCUCUUACGUAAGUGAAUAAAUUACAUUCCUAGAUGAAAGAGCGGGGAGUUCGAAUUUUCUAACUUUUUAGUCCAAACGUAUACUUUAAAGUCGCAGGAGGAAUCUUUCAAAUUCUUUACCUAUUAUUAAAAUUGUGUUUAUUUAAAUGAGGUUGUUGUAAUGUUGAUCCUCCUAUAAUGCAUAUUUUGUUGUUUUGUUAAUAUUCAAAAUAUGUGCAUGUUGUUGAUUAAAAGUUAGUAUGAUCUAGUUUUGUCUCUCUUGUAGAUAUGAUUCUUUUUUCUUUCCUUUCAAUUUUUUGAUUUCCAGAUUUAAUUAUGUUAGAGGUUGGACGUGUAUGGGUGUGUAAUGAAAAACAAAUUGGAUUUUGCCUUUGACUUUUGAUAAGGUUUUGUAUAUACAUAAACAAAGCAUUUAUCUUAUGAAUUAUAUGA
Messenger RNA from Cucumis sativus (cucumber), 1245 nucleotides. RefSeq lists its product as uncharacterized. The coding region runs from base 86 to 550 and encodes 154 amino acids. The transcript has a single exon. The record is from RefSeq and is a predicted model, not a curated record. Lineage: Eukaryota; Viridiplantae; Streptophyta; Magnoliopsida; Cucurbitales; Cucurbitaceae.